Carya illinoinensis is the source of this 1787-nucleotide messenger RNA. RefSeq names its product 7-deoxyloganetin glucosyltransferase-like. The transcript has 2 exons. The coding region runs from base 89 to 1570 and encodes 493 amino acids. NCBI's taxonomy places the organism in Eukaryota, Viridiplantae, Streptophyta, Magnoliopsida, Fagales, Juglandaceae. The record is from RefSeq and is a predicted model, not a curated record. Gene Ontology annotation, molecular function: UDP-glycosyltransferase activity.
AGUUUGUUGCUGGUCUUACCGGUGCACAAAACAGUAUUAAUGGAGCCCGUGCUGACCUCCAUAUAGUUUAUUUUUCCAAAUUGUGUGUAUGAGAGAGAGAGAGAUGAGUUCUGUGGAGGAGAUCAUGGCUCAUGCUGUUUGCAUCCCAUACCCAGCUCAAGGCCAUGUUAAUCCGAUGAUGAAACUAGCAAAACUCCUCCACCACAAAGGCUUCCACGUAACCUUUGUCAACACUGAGUUCAAUCACAGACGCUUGCUCAAGUCUAAAGGUCCUGAUUCCUUGGAUGACUUGCCGGACUUUCGCUUUGAAACCAUCCCCGACGGUUUGCCUCCUUCCGACGACGACGCAACCCAAGACAUCCCAUCACUAAGUGACUCUAUUAGAAAGACUUGCCUGGUUUCAUUUCGUAGUCUAAUGGCGAAACUUAAUGAUACUCAUGUCUCCUCGAAUGUUGUCCCUCCAGUGAGCUGCAUAGUUAGUGAUUUAGGCAUGUCUUUCGCCAUUAACGCUGCAGAAGAACUUGGAAUCCCUGUCCUUCUAUUGUGGACUGCGAGUGCAUGUGGCUUUUUAGGAUAUGCACAUAGCCGCCAGCUUGUUGAAAGGGGUGACCUUGCAGCAGUACUCAAAGACGACAACUAUCGUACAAAUGGAUACAUGGACACUACUAUUGACUGGAUUCCAGGGUUGAAAAAAAUCCGCAUCAAGGAUCUACCUAGCUUUCUAUUCACAUUGGAUCCAAAUGAUAGCAUGCUGAACUUUAUUUUGGAGAUGAUAGAGAAAGCUUCGAAAGCUUCUGCCAUAGUUGUGAACACUUUUGAUGCACUGGAGCAAGAAGCAUUGGACGUCCUUUCUUCCAUGUUUCCUCCGAUUUACUCCAUUGGCCCUCUUCAUUUGCUUCUCAAUCAAGUUCCACAAAAGGAUUUAGUGUCCAAUAUUGGUUCCAGUCUUUGGAAAUAUGAAGAUGAUUGUCUCGAAUGGCUCAACUCCAAGGAACCUAACUCAGUUAUUUACGUAAAUUUUGGCAGUGUUGCAGACGUAACCCCGCCACAAAUGGUCGAGUUUGCUUGGGGACUUGCUAAUAGCAAGAAAGCCUUCCUAUGGGUAAUUAGGCCUGACAUUGUGAAGGAUGCUUCAUUGAUUGUACUGCUUCAUGAGUUUGUAAUUGAAACAAAAAACAGAGGUAUUAUAUUAAGUUGGUGCCCACAAGAGCAUGUGCUAAGCCACCCAUCAAUUGGGGGAUUCUUAACCCAUAGUGGAUGGAACUCGAUGCUUGAAAGCAUGUGCGCAGGAGUGCCUGUGCUCUGUUGGCCAUUCUUUGCUGAGCAGCAGAUAAAUUGCAGGUUUGCUUGCAUUGAAUGGGGCAUUGGCAUGGAGAUUGAUGGUAAUGUAAAAAGAGAUGAAGUGGAGAGGAUUGUGAGAGAGUUAAUGGAUGGAGAGAAGGGUAAGGAGAUAAGGAAACAUGCCAUGGAGUGGAAGAAAAUGGCUGAGGAAGCAACUAGUUCUAAAGGCUCUUCAAACUUGAAUCUAGACAAAGUGGUCAAGGAGGUGUUGCUGCAAUUGAAUCUUUAGGUUUUCAUUGCAUGGGAUUUGAAUAUAAAGGGCGUUGAAAAGCACCAAAUGCCAAGUAUGUAUUUUUCUUUCAUGCUUUUGCUUGUGUUUGUGUCACAUAUGUGGAAGGUUGUAACAUUAAUUUUGCGACUCUGUUCAACAUUUUUGUCCUAUUUUAUUUUUGAAGCUUAUGUUUGAUUUGUUUAUGGAUUAGGAUGAAUUGGAAACUAGUUGAGUA